Molecule: messenger RNA, 994 nt
Organism: Ipomoea nil (Japanese morning glory)
Lineage: Eukaryota; Viridiplantae; Streptophyta; Magnoliopsida; Solanales; Convolvulaceae
Product: abscisic acid receptor PYL4-like
Exons: 1
Coding region: 51-710 (219 amino acids)
Biological process (GO): abscisic acid-activated signaling pathway
Cellular component (GO): cytoplasm; nucleus
Molecular function (GO): protein phosphatase inhibitor activity; abscisic acid binding; signaling receptor activity
Source: RefSeq, a predicted model, not a curated record
AAGUGUGUGUAUAUAUACAAGAAUAUAAUCAAUCCUGAGAUUGAUUUGUAAUGUCUGAAAUGCUUCCGAAUCCGCCGGAGACGUCUGUUUUGCUUCAAAGACUCAUCCCGGGGGCGGCGGCCACGUGUAAGCAAUCACAGCCGCAGUAUCAACGGCGGACGCCGAUACCCUGCGACAGCCGUGUCCCGGAAACGGCGGCCAGAUAUCACGCGUAUUCGGUGAGUCCCAACCAGUGCUGCUCCGCCGUGAUCCAGUACAUCGCCGCCCCGGUCGCCGCCGUGUGGGCCGUCGUGCGCCGCUUCGAUAACCCGCAGGCGUACAAGCACUUCGUGAAGAGCUGCCACGUCAUCGCGGGGGACGGCGACGUGGGGACGCUCCGCGAGGUGCGCGUGGUGUCCGGCCUCCCCGCGGCCAACAGCACGGAGCGGUUGGAGAUCCUGGACGAGGAGCGCCACGUCAUCAGCUUCAGCGUCGUCGGCGGGGACCACCGCCUGGCGAACUACCGCUCCGUGACGACGCUCCACCCGGAGGCGAGCGGCGGAGACGGCGAGGACGAGGCCGGCACCGUCGUGGUGGAGUCGUACGUGGUGGACAUCCCGCCGGGGAACACGCGGGAGGAGACGUGCGUGUUCGUCGACACUAUCGUGAAAUGCAACCUCCAGUCGCUGGCGCAGAUCGCCGAGAGCUCCGGCAGACGAAACGCCGCUUGAAUUGAUCGCCGAUCACGACACGCAUGCAAAAUGAAAAACAAGAAAUAAUCGAGUGCCGAUGAAUUGAAGGCUCCCGCGGAGUGAAGGAGGUGAUGAUAGCUUAAUUAAUUUAAUUAAGCUCUGAUCUUGCCGUGAGUAGUUGCAAUCAUCAUUAUUAUCAUGUGUAAUGUUUUGUACUUCGAUCACACCAUAUAUAGCUUCAAAAUCAUCACGACAACAUAUUAGUUCCCAAGUUCAAAGUUUGUGCUUUAAUUUUGUUGAAUACCAGGUUGUCAAAAUUGCUU